AUGAAGCGACCAAACAGAAACGGCGACUUGGGUGAAACCCCGCCGAAUAAAAAAAAGGGAUCGAACACUUUGUACGAGACGAUGAUGAAUGCGUCGUCCCAUGCGAGCAUAAAGUAUGAUGAGAACGCCCUCGUGAGUAAGGAGGUGCCAGAUUUGAACGGCUCCAGUCGUUUCGUCUUCACCUUGUCGUCUACUGGGGUCAUUCCGCGCGAGGAGGUGGACGUCACGAAGAAAAUACUGAAGCUAUGCAAUCUGCGGGACGAGUUUAUAAAGCCGUUCGCCGACAUCGACACGACGUUGAUAGAAAAAAGAAGCCACUCGGAGGGCGGCGAACCGAAGGAGAAUGAAGACACCAAAUCGGAUGAGCCAAUUUACAACCCUAGCAAGGUGGUCCUUUUGGAGAAGUGUAACGCCUUCCUCAAUUUUGUGGACGGGAUUUUUUUCGUUCACUGGGACCCCCUGCUGAACGAUGGGCCGAAGAGCAGAGACCAAUGCUGCGAAGCGAACAAGCUACCAGAACACGCGGGUAUCAAGUCAACGGAGGAGUACCUAGCAGCCACCCAAGAAAUAAUGGUGGCCGUGCAAGACCCCGCCUGCAAAAGCUUCUGCUAUCAAAGGUUAAAAUAUCUGGAACAGAAAUUUGACUUCCAUCUUAUGUUUAAUGGGUCCCUAGAGUUACGUGAAACAGCUAACAUCAAACAUAGAGACUUCUACAACAUCAGGAAGGUGGAUGCCCACGUACAUCACUCAGCCUGCAUGCAGCAAAAGGUAUUGCUGCGGUUCAUUCGAGAGAAGUACAAAACGGAACCUAACACCGUAGUGUACAUGACCGAAAAGGGGAUUAAAAUGACCCUCAAGGAUAUUUUCGACCAAGAAUUAAAGACAUCUGCAUAUGAAGCAACCGUCGACACGUUAGCGGUUAGCGCGCUGGGAGGGUGCUUCCACAGGUUCGACCUCUUCAACGAUAAGUACAAUCCGUUCGGACAAAAAUUGUUACGAGAGAUUUUUCUCAAGACGGAUAACUACAUCCAGGGAAGGUACCUAGCCGAAAUUACAAAACAGGAGAUAAAAAAUUUAGAGAAAUCAAAAUAUCAACAUGUGGAGUGGCGUAUAUCUAUAUAUGGACAGAACCCAAAUGAAUGGAAAAAGCUAUCCAAAUGGGUUCUACAAAACAAUCUCUCCAGUGGUUCUGUACGUUGGAUUAUUCAAGUGCCAAGGCUUUACCAUAUAUAUAAAAAAAGAAGGUUAAUUAAUUCCUUUGCAGAUUUUCUAAGUAACAUAUUCCAGCCUUGUUUCGAAGCUGUCAAAUAUCCAAAACAGAACAAAGAGAUCUUUACCUUCCUCCAGCAAGUCGUUGGUUGGGACAGCGUUGAUGAUGAGUCCGCCAUUUCGAAGUAUACCUCCAGGGGUGGAGAGCUUCCUACUCCAGACAAAUACACCAGUGAUAAUAAUCCCCCCUACUCCUACUACGCAUACUAUAUGUACGUUAAUAUUAGGACGCUGAAUGACUUUCUGGUUAGUCGGCACCUGCGCCCCAUGGCUUUCAGACCCCAUUGCGGCGAAAUCGGAAACAUAAGCCACCUGGCCACCAUGUUCCUACUGGCCGACAGGAUUAACCACGGAAUAAAUUUGAGGAAAUCGCCCGUUUUGUUGUAUCUCUAUUAUUUGAAGCAGAUCGGGCUGGCCGUUUCGCCCCUGUCUAACAACGCCCUGUUUUUGCAGAUCGAAAAAAACCCGUUUAAGCGCUUCUUCAAAAUUGGUCUGAACGUGUCGCUGUCUACGGACGACCCUCUCAUGUUCCACUUCACGGAUGAGCCCCUGCUGGAGGAGUACUCCGUGUGCGCCCACAUAUGGAAGCUCAGCACCGUGGACUUAUGCGAACUAGCAAGGAACUCCGUCAUACAGAGCGGGUACGAACCAUCCUUGAAGAAGCACUGGUUGGGCACAGACACAACUAAUGGAGUGACAAAUUUUGAAAAUCACCCGGAGAAAACGAACAUACCCAACACGAGGAUGGCGUACAGGAAGAAUACCUUUGACGAAGAGAAUGAAAACAUUUGGAGGCUGGCGAAUUACGCAAGUGACGCAUGA
Messenger RNA from Plasmodium inui San Antonio 1, 2091 nucleotides. RefSeq names its product AMP deaminase. The transcript has 8 exons. Gene Ontology annotation, biological process: IMP salvage; AMP metabolic process. Gene Ontology annotation, cellular component: cytosol. The record is from RefSeq and is a predicted model, not a curated record. Bases 1 to 2091 code for a protein of 696 amino acids. Gene Ontology annotation, molecular function: AMP deaminase activity. Lineage: Eukaryota; Apicomplexa; Aconoidasida; Haemosporida; Plasmodiidae.